UAUACAACCCAUCAGGUCGUCUGCAUCAACAACAUAAACUUCCAGAGAAAAUCUGUUGUGGGAUUUGUGGAACUGACUAUAUUUCCCACAGUUGCAAACUUCAACAGAAUCAAGUUGAACAGCAAGCAGUGUAGAAUAUACCGAGUAAGGAUCAAUGAUUUAGAAGCUGCUUUUAUUUAUAAUGAUCCGACAUUGGAAGUUUGUCACAAUGAAUCAAAACAGAGAAAUCUCAAUUAUUUUUCCAAUGCUUAUGCAGCUGCGGUGAGUGCUGUGGAUCCUGAUGCAGGAAAUGGAGAACUUUGCAUUAAGGUUCCAUCAGAGUUAUGGAAACACGUUGAUGAAUUAAAGGUCCUAAAGAUACACAUCAAUUUUUCUUUGGAUCAGCCAAAAGGAGGUCUUCAUUUUGUGGUACCCAGUGUAGAGGGAAGUAUGGCAGAGAGAGGUGCUCAUGUUUUCUCUUGUGGGUAUCAGAAUUCCACAAGAUUUUGGUUCCCAUGUGUUGACUCAUACUCUGAAUUAUGUACAUAGAAAUUAGAGUUGACAGUAGAUGCUGCGAUGGUGGCUGUUUCCAAUGGCGAUUUGGUGGAGACAGUGUAUACCCAUGAUAUGAGGAAGAAGACCUUCCAUUACAUGCUUACCAUUCCAACAGCUGCGUCAAAUAUCGCCUUGGCCAUUGGACCUUUUGAAAUACUUGUAGAUCCAUAUAUGCAUGAGGUUGCUCAUUUUUGUUUACCCCAACUUCUUCCAUUGCUUAAACAUACCACAUCAUAUCUUCAUGAGGUUUUUGAAUUUUAUGAAGAAAUUCUUACAUAUCGAUACCCAUACUCCUGCUUUAAGACUGUAUUCAUCGAUGAGGCUUAUGUUGAAGUGGCUGCUUAUGCUUCUAUGAGCAUUUUUAGCACAAAUCUAUUACACAGUGCCAUGAUUAUCGAUGAGACACCUUUGACUAGAAGGUGUUUAGCCCAGUCCUUGGCCCAGCAGUUUUUUGGAUGUUUCAUAUCUAGAAUGUCUUGGUCUGAUGAAUGGGUACUGAAGGGAAUUUCAGGCUAUAUUUAUGGACUUUGGAUGAAAAAAACUUUUGGAGUUAAUGAAUACCGCCAUUGGAUUAAAGAGGAGCUGGACAAAAUCGUGGCGUAUGAGCUGAAAACUGGUGGAGUUUUACUACAUCCCAUAUUUGGUGGAGGAAAAGAGAAGGAUAAUCCGGCAUCCCAUCUAUACUUUUCAAUAAAGCAUCCACAUACGCUGUCUUGGGAGUACUACACUAUGUUCCAGUGUAAAGCUCACCUUGUAAUGAGAUUGAUUGAAAAUAGGAUCAGUAUGGAAUUUAUGCUACAAGUUUUCAAUAAACUGCUAAGUUUGGCUAGUACUGCUUCAUCUCAGAAGUUCCAGUCCCAUAUGUGGAGUCAAAUGUUGGUUUCCACAUUUGGGUUUUUGAAAUCCAUCUCGAAUGUCUCUGGCAAAGACAUUCAACCUUUAAUAAAGCAGUGGGUAGACCAGAGUGGAGUGGUAAAAUUUUAUGGAAGUUUUGCAUUUAAUAGAAAACGAAAUGUCUUGGAAUUGGAAAUAAAACAAGAUUAUACAUCACCUGGAACUCAGAAAUAUGUGGGACCACUUAAAGUGACAGUGCAGGAGUUAGAUGGAUCCUUCAAUCAUACAUUGCAAAUUGAAGAAAACAGCCUUAAACAUGAUAUACCCUGCCAUUCCAAAAGCAGAAGGAAUAAGAAGAAGAAAAUUCCACUGAUGAAUGGAGAGGAAGUUGAUAUGGAUCUUUCUGCAAUGGAUGCUGAUUCCCCUUUGCUGUGGAUAAGGAUAGACCCAGAUAUGUCAGUCCUGAGGAAAGUAGAAUUUGAGCAAGCGGAUUUCAUGUGGCAGUACCAGCUCCGCUACGAGAGGGAUGUGGUUGCACAGCAAGAGUCCAUCUUGGCCUUGGAAAAGUUCCCCACACCAGCAUCGCGGCUUGCCCUCACUGACAUUCUAGAACAAGAGCAGUGUUUCUACCGAGUAAGAAUGUCAGCUUGCUUCUGCCUUGCAAAGAUUGCAAAUUCAAUGGUGAGCACAUGGACAGGACCACCAGCCAUGAAGUCACUCUUUACUAGAAUGUUUUGUUGUAAAACUUGUCCAAACAUUGUGAAAACAAACAACUUUAUGAGCUUUCAAAGUUAUUUUCUACAAAAGACUAUGCCAGUUGCAAUGGCUCUAUUGAGAGAUGUUCACAACCUUUGUCCCAAAGAAGUCUUAACAUUUAUUUUAGACUUAAUCAAGUACAAUGACAACAGAAAAAAUAAGUUUUCAGAUAACUAUUAUCGUGCAGAAAUGAUUGAUGCCCUUGCCAACUCUGUUACACCUGCAGUCAGUGUGAAUAAUGAAGUUCGAACUUUAGAUAAUUUAAAUCCAGAUGUGCGACUCAUUCUUGAAGAAAUCACCAGGUUUUUGAAUAUGGAAAAACUUCUUCCAAGUUAUAGACACACCAUCACUGUGAGUUGUUUGAGAGCCAUACGAGUGCUUCAGAAGAAUGGUCAUGUUCCGAGCAAUCCAACUCUUUUUAAAUCCUACGCAGAAUAUGGCCACUUUGUGGACAUUAGGAUAGCAGCUCUGGAAGCAGUUGUUGAUUAUACUAAAGUGGACAGGAGUUAUGAAGAACUGCAGUGGCUCCUUAAUAUGAUUCAGAAUGACCCUGUACCCUAUGUAAGACAUAAGAUUCUACACAUGUUGACUAAGAACCCACCAUUUACUAAGAAUAUGGAGUCUCCCUUAUGCAAUGAAGCCCUGGUAGAUCAACUUUGGAAACUUAUGAAUUCGGGUACUUCACAUGACUGGAGGCUACGGUGUGGUGCUGUGGACUUGUACUUCACACUUUUUGGACUCAGUAGGCCUUCCUGCUUACCCUUGCCAGAGCUUGGGUUGGUUCUUAAUCUAAAAGAGAAAAAAGCUGUCUUGAAUCCAACCAUAAUUCCAGAGGUCAUCACAGGCAACCAAGAAACUGCAAUUAAUCCAAGUGGCCACGCACAGCUAGUUGGAUUUCAGAACCCUGAAGUUGAUCAUCUUGCCAAGGAAGCAUCAUGUAAUAUAUCAGCUCAUCAGUGGGGAGUGAAGAGGAAGUCUGAUACAAAACUGGGUUCUCCACUAGAACCUGGUCAAAUACUGGAGAAGAAUGAGGAUAGCAGUAAAGUCAAACUCAAAAUCAGAUUUUCAAGUUCUCAAGAUGAAGAGGAGAUUGAUAUGGAUACUGUACAUGACAGCCAGGCGUUCAUUUCUCAUCACUUGAACAUGCUUGAAAGGCCGUCUACUCCAGGGCUCUCUAAAUAUCGGCCAGCUAGCUCGCGGGCUUUAAUGCCCCAGCAUUCACCAGGGGGUGAUGGCACACCUCUCACAAAGCCCCAGUGGGGGAUGGAACUUGCACGGAAGGGAACAGGAAUUCAUUUGGGUGUUUUUAAUCUUGAAGGUAAAGAGCAGUCACCUUUGGAGAUGAGUAUGCAUCCAGUUGCAACAGCCCCACUCUCGGUGUUUUCUAAGGAAUCGACGUCCUCCAAACACAGUGACCACCAUCACCACCACCACCAUGAGCACAAGAAGAAGAAGAAGAAGCACAAACAUAAGCAUAAGCACAAGCACAAGCAUGAGAGCAAAGAGAAGGACAAGGAGCCUUUCACCUUCUCCAGCCCCGCCAGCGGCAGGUCUAUUCGCUCUCCUUCUCUCUCCGACUGAGACCUUUGCCUCUGUCCGCAAGAGGUAUAACUGAAGCUCUGGCCUCUGUAAAGAACGAUAAAAGGAAAAAAAUUGCCUCUCAGAGAAAUUCAGAAUUCAUUUAAAUUCUAAAUAUUUGAUUUCUAUUAUUUACACAGUUGGGAUGUGAUAAGGAAAAUGUGUUUAUGUUCUGAAUAAACCAUUUCAUCCCAUUACCUCCUUAAAGCGUGCACACACACACGCACCCCACACACAGAGCAAACGCUUUUUCAUACAGUCCCUCGUAUCCACUGGCAGUCCCCAUUCACACCACGGACUCCAUGCGUGCUGCCACAAAGCAUGUUUGAAAGCCUUUGAUGGAUGUUAUCGAGCAAAGUUUUAAACAGAAGCUACUGCCAAGCCUGUGGUGGAACCACUGUUUCCAGUGACAGAUUAUAUAACACCGUUUGGAACUACUGAAGAAAACAGAAGCUUUUCUAUAGGAGUCUCUCUAUUGCAUGUUUUUUUGUGUGUGUGUUAACCAUAGAGCCUAAGCAUCAGAAUUUAUAAACAAGACUACAUGGUAUUUUCUUUUGCCCAAAAGUCCUGAAAUUUUUGGAAGCAGCUUUACAAAAAAAGAAAGAAAAAAAUUUAAAAACUCUUUUGAUAAUACAUUUGGCAGUUAUGAUGUUGGAAUUUAACAGAACCAUCAGAUCCAGUUCUUAAAUCAAGAUGUUUAAAUUACGUUAUUUUUUCAUUAAGUAUAAGUGAAAAUGUCCAUACUUAGAAUAUAUUUGCUAAAUGUGAACAAUUUACACACCCAACACAUUCUAAAGUUAUUUCUCUGUGACACAAGCUAUGAUACGUUAAAAUGGUAUCAAUAGACUGUUUACUAACUUCAACAUAGACAAUUUGGCCUUCAUGUGAGUAUACACAGGCAUUUAAAAGACAUGAAUAUUUUGGUUUCAUACUUCAAUAGUUUGUAUGUUUUUGUUUUUAUUUCUGAAUUUACCAUGUACUUUAUUGUUUAAAAAUUUUUAAUAUGGGUUGUAUUUUUAUCCUUUCCCUUAAGAAGUUUGGAAGAUACUUCUUCCCAGAAUAGAUAUUUCAAAGGGAUCCAAUAGUUAGACGUUUCAAUAUACUUUUAUUUGUAUUUAACUUGUUUAAUAAAUGACUUUUUAAAUGGA
Molecule: messenger RNA, 4850 nt
Organism: Myotis brandtii (Brandt's bat)
Lineage: Eukaryota; Metazoa; Chordata; Mammalia; Chiroptera; Vespertilionidae
Gene: TAF2
Product: TAF2 RNA polymerase II, TATA box binding protein (TBP)-associated factor, 150kDa
Exons: 26
Coding region: 556-3705 (1049 amino acids)
Biological process (GO): transcription initiation at RNA polymerase II promoter
Cellular component (GO): transcription factor TFIID complex
Molecular function (GO): transcription cis-regulatory region binding; RNA polymerase II general transcription initiation factor activity; chromatin binding
Source: RefSeq, a predicted model, not a curated record